This is a messenger RNA of Auxenochlorella protothecoides, 858 nucleotides long. RefSeq names its product Translation initiation factor eIF-2B subunit alpha. Lineage: Eukaryota; Viridiplantae; Chlorophyta; Trebouxiophyceae; Chlorellales; Chlorellaceae. Gene Ontology annotation, molecular function: guanyl-nucleotide exchange factor activity; translation initiation factor activity. The transcript is spliced from 5 exons. Gene Ontology annotation, cellular component: eukaryotic translation initiation factor 2B complex. The coding region runs from base 1 to 858 and encodes 285 amino acids. The record is from RefSeq and is a predicted model, not a curated record. Gene Ontology annotation, biological process: translational initiation.
AUGGCCGUGGCGGUGGCUGCCAUUACAGCCCUCACUUCCGUCAUUCGGUCCAGCUCGGCCUCCACUGUGAUGGGGCUGGAGAAGGAGCUCAAGGACGCAGCCAAUGCCCUACAAAGAUGCAACGACACAGCCAUCUCCCUCAAGGCAGGGUGUGACCUAUUUCUGAGGUAUACAACCCGGACAUCUGCCUUGGAGCUGGACAAUUUUGCGAUGGUGAAGAAGAAGCUGAUCGAGAGGGGUCGCCACUUUGCAGACACCUCGAAGCGGGCGCGCGCUGCGAUUGCUGAGCAGGGUCAGAGGUUCAUCCGGUCAGGAUUCACCGUGUUGUGCCACGGGUACUCCCGCGUGGCACUGGCGGUGCUCAGGAAGGCCGUCGCAGCGGGCACCCAGUUCAAUGUGAUUGUGACAGAGGGCCGCCCCGACGAGACCGGGAUCACAACCGCACGCGCGCUCAAGGACUCGGGCGUGCCCACCUCUCUCGUCCUGGACAGUGGCGUGGGUUAUGUAAUGGAAAAGGUGGACAUGGUGCUGGUGGGCGCCGAGGCAGUGGUGGAGAACGGCGGCGUGAUCAACAAGCUGGGCACCUACCAGAUUGCGAUCGCGGCGCGGGCGCACUCUGUCCCUCUCUACGUGGCGGCCGAGUCGUACAAGUUCGCGCGCCUGUACCCGCUGAGUCAGCGCGACCUGCCCCUGGAGCGCAAGCAGAUCGACUUUGGCCCGCUGCUGCCGCCCCAGGUGGCGGUGGACAACCCCUCGCGCGACUUCACGCCGCCGGCCUACAUCUCCCUCCUUUUCACCGACCUGGGCGUGCUCACGCCCGCGGCAGUCUCCGACGAGCUCAUCCAGCUGUACAGUUGA